Molecule: messenger RNA, 3222 nt
Organism: Metschnikowia bicuspidata var. bicuspidata NRRL YB-4993
Lineage: Eukaryota; Fungi; Ascomycota; Pichiomycetes; Serinales; Metschnikowiaceae
Gene: KIN2
Product: serine/threonine protein kinase
Exons: 2
Biological process (GO): protein phosphorylation; intracellular signal transduction; microtubule cytoskeleton organization
Cellular component (GO): cytoplasm
Molecular function (GO): protein serine/threonine kinase activity; tau-protein kinase activity; ATP binding
Source: RefSeq, a predicted model, not a curated record
CAGCAACAGCAACAGUUCUAUCGCCGGCUGAUUGGCGACUGGGAUUUCAUCCGCACCAUUGGUGCCGGCUCCAUGGGUAAGGUCAAGUUGGCCAAGCACAAUACCACUGGCGAGAAAUGCGCCGUGAAAAUCGUACCCCGAGCAGCCAAGUUGUACCAGCGCGCCCACGCAAACGAUCCGCCGCUCAAGUCGCAAGAGGAGGCCAACCAGCGGCAGAAGGAGUACGAGAAGGAACUUGCCCGCGACAAGCGCACCAUCCGCGAGGGCGCCUUGGGCCGCUUGCUUUUUCACCCGCACAUCUGCCGGCUCUAUGAGAUGGUGCCCAUGACAAACCACUACUACAUGCUCUUCGAGUACGUCGAGGGCGGCCAGUUGCUUGACUACAUCGUGUCGCAUGGCUCGUUGAACGAGAAGUAUGCCCGCAAGUUUGCCCGCGGCAUCGCCUCGGCGCUCGACUACUGCCACAAGAACAACGUCGUGCACCGUGAUCUCAAGAUCGAAAAUAUCAUGAUCAACAAGGACGGCGAGAUCAAGAUUAUCGACUUUGGCUUGUCCAACUUAUACACGCCGCACCACUUACUUAAGACAUACUGCGGCUCGUUGUAUUUUGCAGCCCCUGAGCUCUUAUGCGCCAAGCCCUACACUGGACCCGAAGUCGACGUGUGGUCAUUUGGCGUGGUGUUGUAUGUGCUUGUUUGCGGCAAAGUUCCCUUUGACGAUCCUGUAGUGUCGGCAUUGCACGAGAAAAUCAAGAAGGGAAAUGUGGAAUAUCCUUCUUUUAUCUCGAGAGAAUGUGUUUCUUUGCUUUCUAGAAUGCUUGUGGUGAACCCUGCCAAGAGAGCGACACUAGAGGAGGUCAUCCAACACCCGUGGAUGAACAAAGGCUUUGAAAUUCCUGUGCCCAGCUACGCUCCAAAACGUCUUCCUUUGACCUUACCUUUGGAUCCACAAAUUGUGCAAACCAUUUCGUCGCUUGAUCUUGGCUCUGUUUCUGCCAUUACUGAAGAGCUUACCACAAUAAUAAGCAGUCCCGAAUAUCGAUUGAGUUCGGAUAACUGGUUCAUAAACUCGGGAAAUGGCCAGGUACCACGCAACACGGUAUCCGACCCCGUAUAUGCUUAUCAUCCACUUGUAUCUGUGUAUUAUUUGGUGGAUGAAAUGAGAAAGAGGAAGAGAGCGAAGGAAGAAGCCAUGAAAUCCCAUAUGCGCCAACAAUAUGCCGAUGCAUCCCAUAUUAACCAAGCUGGAUCUCCAGUGACCCAAUUGAGAAGUCCCUUACAGAAGCCUAAAAAGCCACCUCUGCUUCCGUUCCCCGAAAAAGCUCACACAUCAAUCACAUCGAACACUGCUGAAAGAUCAUCAUCCAGUUCUGGCCACCGCGAAGAGUUGGCGAGACAGUUCCAACAACAACAGAGUCCGAAAAUCUCAGUCAAUAAUCAAGAAACAUUGGAUCCAAAUUCUGGGAAGUCAACCGGUUUCAACAGUUUAAUAGGAAAAAUGUCAGGAAGAAAGCACAAGAAUCAGAGCCCAUCUCCAAGCGGAGAGUCUACGCCUGUCAAAGAAGAUCAAGUGGUGGGCUCCAUAUCUCCACAAUCUUCAGCACAACCCCUGGGUCACUUGUCACCUGUACUUGGUCUUCCUCAACAACAAAGACCAAGAAAUGAAGGCUCAGAUCUGUUUGUACGUCGUGGUGUGAGUAUGAAGAUCACAGCAAAGGAGAAAUUCGAUCCAAGAGGAGACAUGAGAGGCGAAGGUCUUCCGCACAGAGAUUCUGCUGUCAAAUUAGAAUCUGAAGGCUACAGGCCACACGGGCGCUCUAUUUCCACUGCAGGAAAGCCACCUGGAUACGUGCCUCUGGAAUAUCUUCCCCCGUUGCCAAAAAUCAAUACUGUUCAGAUGCAAAGUGGCACUACACUAGAAGCAGAUUCAUCAACUGAGGUGAAGCAGUCUCAUUUGCAAGUUAACAAGCAAUUCCACCCUACGGCGAGAGCAAAGUCGUUAGGUCUGCACGCGAGAAAGGAUUCUACUUAUUACAGAAGCGGUAAAAACAGACCUGCAUUACCUGACAACAUGGCUGCCCAGAAUAGCGAUGACGGUGUCAAUGCGCACCCCGAAGAACAUGGAUUGGGGUUGUUUGAUGAUGUAACUCUUGACGAGAAGUCCCAGUCCCACAUUCCACAACUAUCUGAGGCUCAGAUUAUUGAGCAAUUCAACAACGCGAAGCGGAAUACGAUGCUUUCUAUCGAAUAUCCCAAGACUUUUUUCUUGAAAGGAUUUUUCAGCGUGCAAACUACUUCCACUAAGCCAUUACCAGUGAUUCGUUAUAACAUAUUGAGGGCAUUGAGUAAGGUUGGAGUUCUGUUUCAGGAGGUUAAAGGUGGCUUUUUGUGUGUGCAUGCCAGCAUGGCACCUUCCAAAGAGAUAACUUCGGAUAAGAAUAUCACGCCCACAGCAAGCACCAUUAUUGAUGAGUACCGGCUGGAUUUGAAUAACGAGGAAAGACGUCUCUAUGGCGAUGCGUUCGACCUGUCUUCCGGCUCUCUUCCGAAGUUGAAAGGUGAUGCAGAGGGACUGAGGACGCCUGACAAUGAAAGAGGCUCAAUGCAAAUUCCUCAGAUUGUUACCCCUCAACAACCGUCUCAGCACCUCAGCAGGCAAGGUUCGUUGCACGGAAACGAGCCCUCUCUGACAGACUCCUCAAUUAAUCACGUGAAGGGUCAUAAGUCAUCAAAUUCAACGAAUGGCGGUCACAGGAGAAGAUUCUCAAUUGGUCAAACAUUCUUACAGAAUUACAGAAAGAAAGAUGGCUCCCAAUCUUUGAUGCCGCCAAACACUCCGGCCGCUGCCAAAAUUAACAAGAUCUUAAAUGCCAACGGCGAUAUUGAUGGAGAAAUCGACGAAGAGACUCUAGCUCAAAUGAAAAAAUUAUAUUUUGAUGACUAUUCAAUGGAGUCUGUUAACGAUGAAAUGAAUGGUGGUGGAAGCGACAUGCUUGUAUCAUCCAGAAUUGAGCAAAGAGCCAGACAUCAGCGAUCUAAUAGUGUUUUCAGCGAGGAUGAUGAUCACAAAAAAGUAGUGCGCAAGACGCCGUUGAAAUUUGAGAUAAAUAUCGUUAAAGUGCCUCUUGUGGGGUUGUACGGUGUACAGUUCAAGAAGACUUUGGGUAACACUUGGAGCUAUAAGACAUUGGCCAGUCGAAUCUUGGAGGAAUUAAACUUGUGA